Messenger RNA from Pogoniulus pusillus (Red-fronted tinkerbird), 1475 nucleotides. It is a transcript of the gene TOMM40L, whose product is annotated as translocase of outer mitochondrial membrane 40 like. The record is from RefSeq and is a predicted model, not a curated record. The coding region runs from base 48 to 959 and encodes 303 amino acids. Lineage: Eukaryota; Metazoa; Chordata; Aves; Piciformes; Lybiidae. Gene Ontology annotation, biological process: protein import into mitochondrial matrix. The transcript has 9 exons. Gene Ontology annotation, cellular component: mitochondrial outer membrane translocase complex; mitochondrial outer membrane. Gene Ontology annotation, molecular function: transmembrane protein transporter activity.
GCGGGGACGGGGGGGGCGGGCGGCAGCGGUGAGAGCCGGGCCGGGCCAUGGGCAACUUGCUGGGCCCCGCCGCGCCCCGGGCCCCGCGCCGCGGGGAGCCGCUCGGCAGCCCUGGCAGCUUCGAUGAGCUGCACCGGCAGUGCAAAGAGGUGUUCCCGCAGCAGAUGGAGGGGGUGAAGCUGAUCGUCAACAAGACCCUGAGCAGCCACUUCCAGGUGACACACACAGUCCACAUGAGCAGCCUUGGCCCCUCCAACUACCACUUCAAUGCCACCUUCGUGGGUGACAAACAGCUCAGCCCCAGCGAGGUGUUCCCCACGCUGGUUGGGGACAUGGACAACAGUGGCAGCCUCAAUGCCCAGGUGCUGCACCUGCUGGCCGAGCGCAUCCGCACCAAAGCUGUCUUCCAGACUCACCAGGCCAAGUUCGUCACCUGGCAGUUCGACGGCGAGUACCGAGGGGACGACUGCACUGCCACCCUCACCCUGGGCAACCCUGACCUGCUCGGGCAGUCCGUCAUCCUGGUGGCACAUUUCCUGCAGAGCCUCACCCCCCGCCUGGUGCUGGGGGGGGAGUUGGUUUACCACCGGCGCCCUGGCGAGGAGGGUGCCAUCCUGACCCUGGCAGGCAAAUACACAGCUCACAAGUGGGUGGCGACGCUGAACGUGGGCUACGGCGGUGCCCAUGCCAGCUACUACCACCGAGCCAACGAGCAGGUGCAGGUCGGGGUGGAGCUGGAGGCCAACACUCGGCUGCAGGACACAACCUUCGCCUUCGGCUACCAACUCAGCCUGCCCCAAGGCAACGUCGUCUUCAGAGGGCUCCUGGACAGUAACUGGAGCGUCGGGGGCGUGCUGGAGAAGAGGCUGCCCCCCCUGCCCGUCAGCCUGGCGCUCGGUGCCUUCCUCAACCACUGGCGGAAUCGCUUCCACUGCGGCUUCAGCGUCACCGUGGGCUGAGGGGGGGGCCGCGGGCGCCACCAUCCUGCUCAGGGAGCCGCUGUGCUGUGCCACCCAGGUGCCAGCCGGGCCUUGCUCUCGUGCCACGGUGCCAGGGGAGCCCGUGGAGGGCGGGGGAGGGUUUGCCCCCUCGCGGCUGGGGGAUGCUCUGUGACAGCCUCCAGGCUGAGGAGCUGCAGCCGCUGGGGCCCGUGGGGGGCAUCCCUCGGCCCCGUUUUUGGCCCUCGGGGGGCAUUCCUCUGCCCUGUUUUUGGCCCUUGGGGGGCAUCCCUCGGCCCCGUUUUUGGCCCUCGGGGGGCAUUCCUCUGCCCUGUUUUUGGCCCGUGCCACCCUCCUCACCACACUACUCUCUACCCCCGCUCUGCCCUCUCCCUCCCCCGUUUCCUCCUGGUGACACAGGGCGGGGGUGGAGGGGGUGGCUCCAGGUGGUGCCCGCGGUGCCCCCGUGCCCGCGGUGCCCCUGUGCCCGUAGCCACAGAGCCUGGAAAAAUAAAAGAGCUUUACUCUGCCUGUCAA